Cygnus olor (mute swan) is the source of this 9503-nucleotide messenger RNA. It is a transcript of the gene GAPVD1, whose product is annotated as GTPase activating protein and VPS9 domains 1. Gene Ontology annotation, molecular function: small GTPase binding; guanyl-nucleotide exchange factor activity. The transcript is spliced from 29 exons. Lineage: Eukaryota; Metazoa; Chordata; Aves; Anseriformes; Anatidae. The record is from RefSeq and is a predicted model, not a curated record. Gene Ontology annotation, cellular component: endocytic vesicle; cytosol. Gene Ontology annotation, biological process: regulation of GTPase activity; vesicle-mediated transport. The coding region runs from base 1262 to 5728 and encodes 1488 amino acids.
AGGGCCGGGCCGGGCCGGGCCGGGCCGGGGGCUCGGGCGGUGUCACGGGGCCGCGAGGUUGCUGGUUCCCCUUGGGCCGUGCCGGGGCCGAGCCGUGAGGGAGCGGCUGGGGGCGAUGCACGGAGCCGCGGGGAGCGGGGCCGGCAGCGGCCUGCGGGCAGGGCUCGCCUCGGAGCCGCCCCGUGUGCGGGGGGGAUGGUUCCUAAAGUUCGUCGGUGAGCGAUGCUCAGCCCGUGGAAGAGGGCAGCGUCAGCCCGGCCGUGUGUCCGAGAGCUGUAAAUAACCCGUUUGGGUUCCCAGGAGGCCUCGUGCAGGCAAGGGGACAGCUGCGUGCUGCUAGGCCUUAGGCUCAUUGCUGUCAGCUUUCCUGGGGGAGUAACGCCAUAAACGCCCCUGGUGUCCUGUGGCGCUGCUGGAAGCAAUGCUGACAGCCGGCUGCCUGGUACCAGGCGCAGCAGUUGGCUGACGCGUUGUGUGGUCACGCUCGAUAAACGUUUUCUUGUUGUAUUUCAGUUUGCCACGGUUGUUUCUAAAACGUCAGUUGGCUUUUUAGAAAUCAAUUACACACGGCGUUCUCUUUCAUCAGAGGAGAAAAUGCAAGACGGUACCUGUGCCAGUAAGGAAGAGGCACACACGUAAUAGUCCAGAGAAUAACAGAUAUAAAGCGUAAAUGGGUGGCUCUUGUGCUGAGCUGGCCCUUGGAGGAGCUUUACAGACGAUUUAGGCAUAGAAAGAGCAGCUGCAGUGACUCAGGGACUUGCUUUCCUACCUAAGCCACCACCGGCCCCCGUGCUGAGGCCUGGAUGCCCUGUCCUUACCCACAGGGCACCUGGGAGUCUGUCAGCUCUGGGGAUUCGCAGCACCAGGGACGUUAGGAGCCGUGGAGCACAGCUGUCACUGCGCGCCGCGACGAGGUGCUGUGCCCAGUUUUCCUCAGCAUUCCUGCAAGCACAAGCCGGGAGGUACGCGCGUUGGGAGGAGCAGCCGUGUCGGCUGGGCUGGCAGUCCCGGCGCUGGACUCGAUGCCCGUCCACGCCGUGACCUCGGCGGUCGUCGGGCCGCGAAGUCGUGCGAGGCCCCACGGCGCCCAGCCAGCAGCUCCGUGCUCCCUGGGGACGGCGUGCCAGGCGAGGAGGACGGGCAGAAGCCAGCCCGAAGCCUGCUGAAGCGCCGUAUGUGUCAAACUACCAGCGUUACAGCUCUGGUGUUCUCAGACGUCGGCCAGACGCUGAAGUGAGUGCUGUGUAGUCCACUGUCAAAGAUGGUGAAGCUGGAUAUACACACGCUGGCUCAUCACCUCAAGCAGGAACGACUGUAUGUGAACUCAGAAAAGCAACUGAUUCAGAGGCUCAAUGCGGAUGUACUGAAGACAGCUGAAAAGCUGUACCGCACAGCAUGGAUUUCCAAGCAGCAAAGAAUUAAUUUGGACAGACUGAUCAUAACAAGUGCUGAGGCUUCUCCUGCUGAAUGCUGUCAGCAUGCAAAAAUCCUGGAGGACACGCAGUUUGUGGAUGGAUACAAGCAGUUGGGAUUUCAGGAGACUGCUUAUGGAGAAUUCCUAAACAGACUGAGAGAGAACCCUAGGCUUAUUGCAUCCUGUCUGGUUGCCGGAGAGAAGCUCAACCAGGACAACACGCAGGGCGUCAUCCACACAGUCUUCACCUCCAUUUACGGCAACUGCAUCAUGCAGGAGGACGAGAGCUACCUCCUCCAGGUCCUUCGCUACUUGAUCGAAUUUGAGCUUAAGGAAAGUGACAACCCUAGGCGGCUGCUGAGACGAGGUACUUGUGCGUUCAGCAUCUUAUUCAAACUUUUUUCUGAAGGACUUUUUUCUGCAAAACUUUUUCUUACUGCAACUUUACACGAGCCAAUCAUGCAGCUUCUGGUUGAAGACGAAGACCACCUGGAAACUGAUCCAAACAAAUUAAUUGAGAGAUUCUCUCCAGUACAACAGGAAAAGUUGUUUGGAGAGAAAGGCACGGAAAAGUUCAAGCAAAGAGUUCAAGAGAUGGUCGACUCCAAUGAGGCCAAACUGGUGACCUUGGUGAACAAAUUCAUAGGCUAUCUCAAACAAAACACGUACUGUUUUCCACACAGCUUGCGAUGGAUCGUGUCACAAAUGUACAAAACGCUCUCAUGCGUAGACAGGCUGGAGGUCGGAGAGGUCAGAGCAAUGUGCACGGAUCUCCUUCUAGCAUGUUUCAUCUGUCCUGCGAUUGUUAACCCAGAACAGUACGGGAUAAUUUCUGAUGCUCCUAUAAACGAGGUGGCAAGAUUUAAUCUGAUGCAGGUCGGGAGACUUCUGCAGCAAUUGGCAAUGACAGGUUCCGAAGAGGGGGAUCCACGUAUGAAGAACAACCUUGCUAAAUUUGACAAAAGCUGUGUUGCUGCUUUCCUGGACGUAGUUAUUGAUGGGCGUGCAGUUGAAACUCCUCCAAUGUCUUCAGUUAAUCUCCUGGAGGGGCUGAGUAGAACAGUGGUUUACAUGACAUACAGCCAGCUAACUAGUCUGGUUGGUUUUAUGCGGAAUGUGAUGUCAAGUGAUCAACUUAAGGAAGAUCGGAUGGCUUUGGAAAACUUGCUAGCAAACUUGCCCCAGAACAAACCAGGAAAAAGCAGCAGCCUUGAAAUGACUCCGUAUAAUACCCCACAGCUCUCUCCUGCAACCACUCCAGCUAACAAAAAAAAUCGCUUACCAAUAGGACAGCAAUUGGCAGCCAUUACUGCCUGGGAUACUUCUGCUACCAAUCUUUCAGCUCAUAUAACUCUAGUAACCCCUUUUGCAACUCGUAGCAGAAGUAGAUCAAAUAUUCUGAUGGAUCAGCAUGGGGAUCACGAAGGAUCCUCGCAGGAGACUAUCCCAGAAGUUCAGCCGGAAGAAGUGCUGGUGAUUUCUUUGGGAACAGGUCCACAGAUUACUCCAGGAAUGAUGUCAGAAAAUGAGGUCUUAAACAUGCAGCUCGCAGAUGGCGGACAAGGAGAUGUCCCUGUUGAUGAAAACAAACUCCAUGGUAAACCUGAUAAAACCUUGCGCUUUUCCCUCUGCAGUGAUAAUCUGGAAGGAAUAUCUGAAGGUCCUUCAAAUCGCUCCAACUCUGUAUCAUCUUUGGAUUUAGAAGGAGAGUCUGUAUCAGAGCUUGGUGCAGGCCCCUCUGGGAGCAAUGGUGUUGAAGCCCUGCAGCUGUUAGAGCAUGAACAAGCCACAACUCAGGAUAAUCUUGAUGACAAGCUCCGUAAAUUUGAAAUCCGUGAUAUGAUGGGGUUGACUGAUGACAGAGAUAUAUCAGAAACUGUCAGCGAAACUUGGAGUACAGAUGUCUUGGGUAGCGACUUUGAUCCAAAUAUUGAUGAAGACCAUUUGCAAGAAAUUGCAGGUGCAGCUGCAGAGAACAUGCUAGGCAGCUUGCUGUGUUUACCAGGUUCAGGAUCUGUGUUGCUUGAUCCUUGCACAGGUUCAACCAUAUCAGAAACCACAAGCGAGGCCUGGAGUGUGGAAGUAUUACCAAGUGACUCAGAGGCCCCAGACCUAAAACAGGAAGAAAGACUGCAAGAACUGGAAAGCUGUUCUGGGCUGGGUAGCACAUCUGAUGACACAGAUGUAAGGGAGGUCAGCUCUCGACCCAGUACACCAGGCCUCAGCGUUGUAUCAGGUAUUAGUGCAACAUCUGAAGAUAUUCCUAAUAAGAUUGAGGAUCUCAGGUCUGAAUGUAGCUCUGACUUUGGGGGAAAAGAUUCUGUGACAAGUCCUGACAUGGAUGAAACAGCCCAUGGAGCUAGUCAGUUGACAUCUCCUCCUUCUCAGACAGAUUCUUUGCUUGCAUUGUUUGACCCUCUGUCAUCAAAUGAGGGUGUAUCAGCUGUAGUAAGGCCUAAAGUACACUAUGCAAGACCAUCUCACCCACCACCAGAUCCACCGAUUUUGGAAGGAGCUAUGGGAGGUAAUGAGGCCCGAUUGCCAAACUUUGGGUCUCACGCUUUAAUUCCAACUGAUCUAGAAGCGUUCAAGCAGAGGCAUUCUUACCCAGAAAGGCUAGUCCGCAGCAGGAGUUCAGAUAUAGUGUCAUCAGUUCGGAGACCUAUGAGCGAUCCUGGGUGGAACAGACGUCCUGGUAACGAGGAGAGGGAACUUCCAAUGCCAACCACCAACACUGGGACAGCCGUUCUGGUGGCUGCAUCUCAGUCGUCGUCUUCAUCUCCCAGUAAAGACUCCUCUAGGGGAGAGAUUGAAGAGCGAAAAGACAGUGAUGAUGAGAAGUCUGACAGAAACAAGCCAUGGUGGAGAAAACGUUUUGUGUCUGCCAUGCCCAAAGCUCCAAUUCCAUUUAGAAAGAAAGAAAAACAGGAAAAAGACAAAGAUGACAUGGUGCCUGACAGAUACUCAACACUUCAAGAUGAUCCCAGCCCAAGGCUCAGUGCACAGGCGCAAGCUGCAGAAGAUAUUCUGGAUAAAUACAGGAAUGCAAUUAAGCGAACCAGUCCUAGUGAAGGAGCUUUAGUAAACUAUGACAGUGGAGAGACUACAGGGGAUGGUGAGAGCGUGCAUGACUCUCCACGUGAUGAGGCUUUGCAAAACAUGUCUGCAGAUGAUCUACCAGACUCUGCAAGUCAAGUAGCCCAGCCACAAAGUUCUGCUUUCUCCUAUAGGGAUGCAAAGAAGAAAUUGAGGUUGGCUCUUUGUUCAGCAGAUUCUGUUGCCUUUCCAAUGUUGACACAUUCAACAAGGAAUGGUCUACCAGAUCACACAGACCCUGAAGAUAAUGAAAUAGUGUGCUUCUUGAAAGUUCAGCUAGCUGAAGCUAUUAACCUUCAAGACAAGAACUUGAUGGCCCAGCUGCAAGAAACAAUGCGAUGUGUAAGCCGCUUUGAUAACAGGACCUGUCGAAAGCUGCUGGCCUCUAUUGCAGAGGACUAUAGGAAAAGAGCUCCAUAUAUCGCUUAUUUAACUCGGUGUCGCCAAGGUCUGCAAACAACACAAGCACACUUGGAAAGGCUGUUGCAAAGAGUUUUGCGAGAUAAAGAAGUGGCCAACAGAUACUUCACUACAGUAUGUGUGAGGUUACUGCUCGAGAGCAAAGAAAAGAAAAUAAGGGAGUUUAUUCAAGAUUUCCAGAAACUUACGGCAGCAGAUGAUAAAACAGCCCAAGUUGAAGAUUUUCUUCAGUUCUUAUACGGGGCGAUGGCUCAGGAUGCCAUAUGGCAGAAUGCCAGUGAAGAACAGCUUCAGGAUGCACAAUUAGCUAUAGAGCGCAGCGUGAUGAAUCGCAUUUUCAAACUUGCAUUCUACCCUAAUCAGGAUGGAGAUAUUUUGCGCGACCAGGUCCUUCAUGAACAUAUACAAAGGCUAUCUAAAGUAGUGACUGCAAACCACAAAGCACUUCAGAUACCUGAGGUAUAUCUCCGGGAGGCACCGUGGCCAUCUGCACAGUCUGAAAUCCGCACAAUAAGCGCUUACAAAACCCCCCGAGACAAAGUACAGUGUAUCCUGCGAAUGUGUUCAACAAUCAUGAACCUGCUUAGUCUGGCAAAUGAAGAUUCAGUACCUGGGGCAGAUGAUUUUGUUCCUGUUCUGGUCUUUGUUCUCAUAAAGGCAAAUCCACCUUGCUUGCUGUCCACUGUUCAGUACAUUAGUAGUUUCUAUGCCAACUGUUUAUCUGGAGAAGAAUCUUACUGGUGGAUGCAGUUCACAGCAGCAGUUGAAUUCAUUAAGACUAUUGAUGAUCGCAAGUAACUCAAACAGCACAUACACGGGCAGACUGUUAGCAGAAGAGUCUAUAAGAAUGUACAACAGCUGCAAAAGCUAAGAAGAAACUUUCCUUGUAUAUAAUAUUGUACAGAAUUGCGGCAUUUUAAAACACACCUUUACUAAUCAAAUUAAUUUAACAGGUUUUCCUCUUCUCUUUUGGUUGCGUUUUUCUCCCCUGUAGAUACUGGCACUGUAAAAGGGACCACAGUUUUCAGGUAUUUUGGAAUCUCAAAAUAUGCAGAAAAGUCUCCAUGUUCUUUUUCAUCACCCCUUUUCCUGAAUUCUCACUCACGUGAAUAAUUCACUUCAUUUCUAAUGGAAUACUGAAGCAAGAAGAAUCAGGGCAACCACUUAGUAUACUUUCUAGCUUAAUACACCUUUUAUUAAUAAAACACCAGCCACACUGCAAGUUUGUAGUAGGUGACAUUAGUUACCAAUUGUAUUUCACCUAAAUUUAAAAUCUGAGAGGACAAUGUAAAUAUUAUAUAACUAUAUUUAAUGCAUUGCAAUUAUCUUUGGACUCAUUAUCCUUUAAAUAAACAAGCAAAAGCCUCUCUGACCUCUAACAGGUUGUUAAGCACUGUGUUUUGGUAAAUGAAAGGACUUUCUCAAAAGGAGAGAUCUCAAGAUUAAAAAAGGACAAACUAAACUAUUUAUUAAAAUGUAAUUACUGAAAUUUCUGAAACUGGAAUUUAUAAUAGACAGGGCUUAAUUGAUAGCUAAACGCUUUUUGGCUAGGGCAUUAGGGUGUUAUAAAGGUUUGAAUAUAUAGAGGAGAGGGACUGUAAGUUACAAUAGAUAAGUCUAAUAUAAAAAGGAGUAAUAAUACCUUACUGUAAUAUUUUUUUCUGAAAUAUUGUGUAUACUGUACAAACCCCAAACAGAGAUCCUUAACAAAACCUUGGGCUGUAAUAUAUAUUUUGAUUAGUGACGUUAAAUACAUAUGCCAGGGGUUUCAGUGAAUGUUUUUACUAAAUGUUCUUCAUGUUGUCUGCUAUGCAGCAGUGCAAGUUUUACUGUUCAUAUAAAAUAUUUUAAAAUAUAACACUGUUCUUUAUGAAACAUAUCAUGACAUCAGGUCAGGGUGUUUUAUAGAUUUCUCACCCCACCUUUCCCUUAAACUGGUAAUUAUGAAUUCAAAGACGUUUUUAUGCACAACACCCCAUAAAUUUUUCAUGAAUGAAAUGGUCUGAGUGAUGGCCAGUGGUUGUCACCUGUAUAUAAGCAAUUGCUGUUCUUUUUUAGUUAGAAUUACGCUGAAAAAGGACAGUGAGCAUUUAACUUUUUCAUGUCAGUAUUAUUCCUUGCUCUUCCUGGAGUGUUCGGUGCACUUCUGACAGAGGGAUGUGUUAAGACUUGGUGUCUGUGACUGGUAAAGGAAACAAAAUCUUUCUCAACAUUCUUUACAAAAUAUGUUCUUUUUGUUGUUGUUGUUUUGCUUUUUUUGUUGGGUUUUGUGUGCGUGUUUGUGUGUGUGCAUUUUGAUGAUUAAAACCUGUAAGGAACUAGUACUUAAAAUCACUUGGUUAACUGAAAUUAGAACAAUUUAUGUAAAGUAUCAAGUGCUUGAUUUGGCUGUGCUGCUUGUCAAGGCAUAAUUAAAGAAACUUAUUUUCUAGGGCUCUAUAUGUAAUUCAGUAUAGCAUUUUUGCCAAGCUAAUCACAGGUGAAAGAGUGGAAUGGUAACUUUUUUUUUAAUAGUCUUUCUCCUUUAUUAGAGACUUGAUUGUGUGGAGGAGCAACACUCAAUAGAAAUGGAAUUCUUCUGAUCUGCCUUACUGUGGAAACUCAGUGUGUGUACCACUGCAACAUUCUGGUUAUUUAGCCUUGAUGGGUUUUUGGUGCUGAACAUGUAACUUAAUAUUGCAAGCACAGCCCUGACUGAUAACACACAGCAGUGAAGCACAAAUAUGCCCUCGAAAAAGAUAUGGCCAGAUCAUAUCUAAAAGCAAUAUAAAUUUAUUUAUAUUGAAGUGUCCUAUAAUACAUAAUUAUUACUUGAAUAUCUGAGAUGUUAAGACCAGUGUAUGAAAAUUCUUUUACUCCUGAAGUUUGGGUUUUAGUUGAGGAUAAUAUUUGAUCCUUAAAUCAGUCUUUUUCUAAAUCUUACUAGUUUAAAAGAUGGCACAACGACACCUAAGCUGGUGAUGACCCCGUGCAUUGCGUCCCGUUUGCAAGCUUGGCAAACAGAGUUUGAUCAGCAUCAUCUGGUCUUUCAGAUUUGCUUUCCUUCAUGGAAGUGGCAAGAACCAUUUUCUUCAUUAUUUUUAUUAAUUUGCUUUUCUGUGUAGAAAAAUGAUUAGAAGAACUGGAGUAAUUUUUUAAAAACAUUUUUAAACCGGGAAGUGUUUCGGUGAGCCCCGGAUUAGCUGAGAGUAUGCAUUGCAAGAUGGUCCUUUGCCUUUUUUUUUUACCUGCUCUGAAAGUCCAUUAUAUAGUAUUGCUAGGUGUAGUUAGAGAAUUAGGCUUUCCAAAGAAUUAAAAACCUUGUAAUGUCAUCUUAAUAUUUUCCCCUGGUGUCCCAUAACAUUUUGUUUUAAAAUGAUAAAUUACGUGUAUAGGAAGUGAUGUUGUUAGAUUUUGGUGUGCAAUAGUAAAUGUGAAAAGAGUGCAUAAAGGACCAAAAGUAACAGAACUGUUGCCAAAAGGUGCCAGCCAACCAUGUACACCUGUUUCUGUAAACUUGGUGCUUUCUGUUAAAAUUACUUCAACCACUGAAGAAUGAAUGGAACACCCUGAGGGAAAGGGGCUGGGGGGAGGUCAUUAGCAGUAAGUAGAUUGCAUUCAUGGACUUGGGGUUUGGUCAUUGACUUCAGCAUUGGGUGUUAGCGUGUCUGGAGAAACUGCCAAAUUAAACAAUGACUACGCCUGUUAAUUUUUGCAAAGGUGGUGUUUUCCUUUUUUGGGGGGUAGCAGAGUGAAAGAAAAGGGCUGGUUCUUUCAUCCCCAGGAGAUUCCUUUUUUGCUCCUAACUCUACAGGAGUUUUCUCUUUAAGGCUUUUUUUAGAUCCUCUUUAAGGAGAAUUGGAAUGUGUAUGACCUAUUAAUCAUUUAGGUUUAAAGGUUUUUGUUUUAAAGACCUUAUAUUACCAAAUGCUGAAUGUAACUGCCAUAAAUUUCAGGAAAAAAAGCCACUAUCGUGAUCCCCUUUCCUGUAGGUGGGUUUCUGGCGAGCACAGUGUUGGUUUGUAUCCCUUGAAAACAUCGGUGUUCUGUAAGCAAAAUUCCAGCAGAGGUUUGAGAACUCACCGCCGCGGUAGAGCCGAGUGGCGUGUAGGGGAAGGCUGGUGGGCCGGAGAAGGAGCAGCAGGAGAAGGCAGACCUGUUUAGCCGCAAAGCUUCAAGCAAGUGAAGCAUGUGUGUGUGAAAUCGAGUGUAACGUAUGUGGCCGUGCUGCUGUACCCACUGCGCAGCCUGAGGCUGGCAGCAUGACGGGAGAGCUGGAGCAGCAGGCAAACGGCGGACAAGGAGGGGGAAGGAUGCUCUGAUUCGGGUAACAGCUGGUAACCUGGUUGAGCCUGUACUACUUGAGAAUUAAUCUCUGCUGCGUUAGUAAUGUGUGUUCUGUACCUUUUAAUUGUGCUUUACCUCUAUUUAAAAGCUUUGUACUGCCUCUCCUCUUUGAGACUGGUAAAGCCUUUAUAAAUCUAAAUUAAUGAGCUUGCACAAUCUUGUACACAGGAAACCCAUCUUGUCUCUAACAUGGUUAUUAAUGUACUGUUCUGUAAAAAACUGAUUAAAAGGAGAGCAGUUUACCUGA